Molecule: messenger RNA, 1823 nt
Organism: Annulohypoxylon truncatum
Lineage: Eukaryota; Fungi; Ascomycota; Sordariomycetes; Xylariales; Hypoxylaceae
Product: serine incorporator
Exons: 3
Coding region: 162-1610 (482 amino acids)
Cellular component (GO): membrane
Source: RefSeq, a predicted model, not a curated record
GUCACGCCAGACAUCAGCCCGGCGGCAACGCCUCAACAUUAUCACCACUUUUCUUCGUUCUUUUUCUGUUUCCUAUUUUUCUUUUAACCGACAUCUCGACGAUUCACUUCGAAUAAGGCAAAGAUAAUAAAGUAAUCCGGCAUUGCGAUUCACCAUACAAGAUGGGAGCGCUCCUAUCUAUUCCCAUGCUGGCGAUACCCAGCGCUGGCACGCUGAUGUCCUUCGCGGCCAGUUGCUGUGGUGCAGCCACCUGCUCCAUGGUCUGUAGCGCCUGCGGGAAGUGUGGCAACAGUGUUGCUACCCGUAUCGCCUACGCCCUCCUCCUCCUCGUCAACUCAAUCCUUUCGUGGAUUAUGCUCACCCCCUGGGCCAUCGAAAAGCUGCAGCACUUGAUGUUGGACUAUGUUAAGAUCAAUUGUCCCAACGGCCAAUGCUACGGAUGGCUCGCCGUUCACCGAAUCAACUUCGCCCUCGGCCUUUUCCACCUUAUCUUCGCCGGCCUCCUGUUCGGCGUCGCAUCCUCGAAGAACCCGCGAGCCGCCCUACAAAACGGUUUCUGGGGUCCCAAGAUCAUCGCCUGGCUCGCGUUCGUCGUUAUGUCCUUCCUGAUCCCCGAUGCUUUCUUCCAGGUUUGGGGUAACUACAUCGCCUUCAUCGGCGCCAUGCUCUUCCUCAUCCUCGGCCUCAUCCUACUCGUCGAUCUCGCGCACACUUGGGCCGAAUACUGCCUCGAGCAGAUCGAAAACACCGACUCCCGAAUCUGGCGGGGCGUGCUCAUCGGCUCGACGCUAAGCAUGUACCUAGGCUCGCUCGCGAUGACGAUAAUCCAGUACGUCUUCUUCGCCCGCAGCGGGUGCUCGAUGAACCAGGCGGCCAUCACCAUCAACCUGAUCUUCUGGCUCGCGAUUUCCUUUGUUUCGGUAAACCCCACGAUCCAGGAGUACAAUUCCAAGGCUGGGCUGGCGCAGGCCGCCAUGGUCGCCUUCUACUGCACGUACCUAACCAUGUCGGCCGUCUCGAUGGAGCCCGACGACAAGCAGUGCAACCCCCUGAUCCGCGCCCAGGGCACGCGCACCACAUCCGUCGUCAUCGGCGCCAUCGUCACCAUGCUUACCGUCGCGUACACGACCACCCGGGCGGCAACCCAGAGCCUGGGAUUGGGUAACAACAGGGGCGGCAUCAAGCUCCCAGACGAGGACGAGCACGAUCUAGUAACGCAGCAGCCAGGCCGCCGGGAGAUGCGCGCGGAAGUCCUGCGCCGCGCCGUCGAGGAAGGAAGUCUGCCGGCCGACGCCCUGUUAUCGGACGACGAGGACGAGGACGACGGCGGCAAGAAGACGGCGGGCGACGACGAGAGGAGCAGCACGCAGUACAACUACUCCGUCUUCCACGUCAUCUUCUUCCUCGCCACGUGCUGGGUCAGCACGCUGCUCACGGGCACGGUCGAGGGGCUCGACCAGAACCCGUCCGACGGCGACUUCGCGACCGUCGGCCGCACGUACUGGGCUAGCUGGGUCAAGAUCGUGAGCGCGUGGAUCUGCUACGGCAUGUACAUAUGGACGCUGGUCGCGCCGAUCGUGUUUCCGGAACGGUUCUUCGAUUUUUCGUGAGGUCGGAGGUUGUUGCGUUCCUUUUUGCGAUUUUUGCGAUUUGAUUUUGUGAGGGGAGGGAGAGAUGGUUGUGCCCUGUAUAGUUAGACUUGUAGAAGUAUGAGUUUGUGGUUGAACUCCCUAAGUACGUACAUACGUACGUGCUUAGGUAGGCCAGGCUAGGCUAGAAUGCAGAUGCGUUGGAUGCGGUAAUGAGACGCUGUUCUAUGCCCA